This is a messenger RNA of Xenopus laevis (African clawed frog), 1273 nucleotides long. Its product is annotated as C-type lectin domain family 4 member G. The record is from RefSeq and is a predicted model, not a curated record. The transcript has 13 exons. Bases 2 to 1273 code for a protein of 423 amino acids. Lineage: Eukaryota; Metazoa; Chordata; Amphibia; Anura; Pipidae.
GAUGGUCCAAAACAGGAAGGGGUGGAUGUCUGUGUGUGUAGGGGAGUUCUGGGAAGAAGAACUAGAUUCUGUGUUUGUGUGUGUGCAAGCACAUCAAGAAGACACUGGCAACCAGCAGAGUUUGGGCUCCAUGCAGAGCAGAAUGGAGAACGUUUAUGGGAAUAAGAUGGACAAGUAUAAGAAAGAUGACAGCUUCCAAUGUGACGAUGAUGAUGAUUAUGAAAAUAUGAGCAGUAUGAAGCCACCAUCUGUGCCUUUCCGCAAGGUCAAGGGGGUCAAAGCCAAUGUUCGGAAGGAAGACUUUGCAAUGAAAAGGACAGCAAUGCCUGAAACUUGCUCAAUUGGGGAACAACGUUCUUCCCUGGCAGUGCUGGAGACAAACGCCUCUGAUAUACCAAGAUUUCAACCCCCACGCAUCGGUUUGGAUUUUUCAUCAACAGCAGUGAAUGCGGCAUUUAGAGAUCUGCAAGAGUCAAGUGCAGAAACCAAUGAGAACAAACAUAUGGGGCAACAGAGGACUGUCCUGUUCUUAGUGGCUCUGCUGAUUGUCACGUUGCUCCUGAGUAUUACUGGGACAAGCCUCCUCUACAUAUUUUUGUCUCGGUUUCAAGCGGCCUCUACAAAAGUGCAAGACAGCCUCAAGGAAGACAUAAGGGAAAUCAAUAAGACACUGGGAUCUCAAGUUCAAGAAACCUCUAGAGAGGGAAGGAACCUCAUGCAAGACCUAAGCAAAAUCAAUCAAACACUGUACUCCAUGGAGUUGUCAUUGAAAAAGCAGGUGGAUAAUCUUAAAACAGAAAUAACAGACUUCAAGCAAACAAUUGAAAAGGGACAAGAAGAACUCAGGUCACAGAUUCUUAAACUGAAAAACGCAAUGCAGAAAAAAGGUCUCUGCAAUUCGUGUCCCCCUGACUGGACACUAGUGGGCUUCAACUGCUAUUUCUUCUCCAAAGAUCACAAAAAUUGGGAUGAUUCAAGGAAACAUUGCCAGAAACUGGAGUCUGACCUCCUUAUCUUUACUGAUCAGGUGGAGGUGGAUGCUCUUUAUCCAUUCAUGAAAAAUAAGAGAUUCUGGAUCGGACUCAGAAGAUCCAAAGAUCUUAAAUGGAAUUGGGUGGAUGGAAAAGCAAUAACAUUCUCCAAAUGGGGUACGGGAGAGCCAAAUAAUGCACACUCAAGAGAGCACUGUGGAGAGACCCUAUCAAAAUACUGGAAUGACCUUGAAUGCAACAAUAUGAUUGACUUUAUCUGUGAAGGACUUCCAGACUGCUGA